Columba livia (rock pigeon) is the source of this 3040-nucleotide messenger RNA. It is a transcript of the gene MPEG1, whose product is annotated as macrophage expressed 1. The transcript has a single exon. The record is from RefSeq and is a predicted model, not a curated record. Gene Ontology annotation, biological process: defense response to bacterium. Lineage: Eukaryota; Metazoa; Chordata; Aves; Columbiformes; Columbidae. Bases 1 to 2151 code for a protein of 716 amino acids.
AUGGGCCGGGUGCUGUGGGGGGUCCUGCUCGCCUGGGUGUCAGGGGCUUGGGCAAGAGGGGCUGAGCUGCCCUCCUCUGCGGGCUCUCCGGACUGCAAGAAGGCCCUGAACCUCCCAACUCUGGAAGUCCUGCCGGGGGGAGGCUGGGAUAACCUCAGGAAUGUGGAUAUGGGCAGAGUCGUCAACCUGGGCUACUCACUGUGCAAGACCACAGAAGAUGGAUCUUACAUCAUCCCUGAUGAGGUCUUCACUAUCCCUCGCAAGCAGAGCAACCUGGACAUGAACUCUGAGAUCAUCGAGUCCUGGAAAGAUUACCAAAGCCUCACCUCCGCCUCCAUCAACCUGGAGCUGUCCCUCUUCUCCUCCAUCAAUGGCAAGUUCUCCUAUGACUUCCACCGGACCAAGACCCACCAAGUGAAAGACCGUGCUGUCACCACCCGAGUGCAAGUCAGGAACGUGGUUUACACUGCCAAGGUCGACCCCGCAGCAGUCCUGGACAAGGGCUUCAAGAAGCAGCUGCUGACUAUUGCCAGCCACCUGGAGAACAACCAGACGCGGAUGGCUGAUUUUCUGGCAGAGGUGCUGGUGCUUAACUACGGCACCCACACCAUCACCUCCGUGGAUGCCGGUGCCAGCUUGGUGCAAGAGGAUCAGAUCAAGGCAACCUUCCUGAAGGACAGCUGGGCCACACGGAAUGCUGUCACUACCUCAGCCGGCGUGGUCUUCCACAGCAUCAUCAGUGUGAAAAACCAGGAGUCCCUGAACAGCAGCUCCGGCUUCACCAGGCAGUAUCUGGGUAAUCGCACCAACUCCAGGGUAGAGAGCGUUGGCGGGGCCCCCUUCUACCCGGGCAUCACCCUCAAGACCUGGCAGGAGGGGAUCAGAAACCAGCUGGUGGCUCUUGACCGCUCAGGGCUGCCCCUUUACUUCUUCAUCAACCCCGGCACCCUGCCAGAGCUGCCCACCCCCACGGUGAAGAAGCUGGCCAGGCGGGUGGAGAUGGCAAUCCGCCGCUACUACACCUUCAACACCUACCCGGGCUGCACAGACGCCACUUCAUCCAACUUCAACUUUCACGCCAAUGCCGACGAUGGCUCCUGCAAGGGCACCAUGACGAACUUCACCUUUGGGGGAGUCUUCCAGGAGUGUGCUGGGCUGGCCGGCCCUGACACCAGCACGUUGUGCCAGGCACUAGAGCAGAGGAACCCCCUCACUGGGGCUUUCUCUUGCCCCACCGCCUACACACCAGUGCUGCUGGGCACGCAGGAGCGGGAGGAAGGCCACAGCCACCUGGAGUGCCACAACAAGUGCAUCCUGGGCAUCUUCUGCCACCGUGAGUGCCGGGACGUCUUCUGGCUCUCCCGGGUGCAAUUCAGUGCCUACUGGUGUGCUACGAGCGGGUCGGCGGACCCAGACUCAGGAUACCUCUUUGGAGGGCUGUUCAGCACCCGCAGUGCCAACGCCAUCACCGGUGCCCAGUCCUGCCCCUCGGGGUACCUCCCACUGAAGCUCUUUGACGAGCUCAGGGUGUGCGUGAGCCAGGACUACGAGGUUGGUGGCCAGUAUGCGGUGCCUUUCGGGGGCUUCUUCAGCUGCCAGGCAGGGAACCCCUUGGUGGGGCGGCACCAGGGCACUGCCAAAGACCCCCAGGCCAAGAGCUGCCCCCCAGGCUUCAGCCAGCACUUGGCGCUCAUCAGCGAUAGCUGCCAGGUGCAGUACUGUGUCCAGGCUGGCAUCUUCACAGGGGGCUCGCUGCCGCCUGCACGCCUGCCGCCCUUCACCCGACCCCCCAGCAACCUGCCGGCCAUUGACACGGUGCUGGUGAGCAGCGGGGACGGGGACAGCGCCUGGGUCCGGGACGGGCAGAGCCAGGCGUGGCGGCUGGCCCAGCCAGAGGAGAUGCAUCACGCGGCAGAGAUGGUGAAGGGCCAGGGGCUGACAGGGGGCGAGGUGGCUGGCGUGACCGCCGCAGUUCUGGCAGGGCUGGCCACCAUCCUGGCAACAGUCUGGUACAGCCGCCGGAGGUACAGGGCAAGGGGGUACAGCACAAUGGGCAAAGGGGACAGCCAGGCAUCCGCGAGCCCCGAGGACAGCACUGUGCUGAGCGUGGGUGAGGGGUACCAGCACGAGACAGAGGGGCUGAUGGCAUAAGCAUCAUCCUGCCCCGCAGCUCCCAGGUGUUGCCUUGUGCCCCAAACCCCAGCAAAGCCCCCUGCCCACCCUCCCUCCUGGGGUCAAAGCUGUGCCAUGCCACCAGCCACCUUGGGCCGAGGGUCCCUGUCCGCACAGAGGUCCCAGGCUCACCCCUCCACAGAGCGACACAAGCUCUCACCCUCCACCAGACCCCCAAGCUCCAGCCUUGAGCCCCUGGGAGGCUCCAGGGCCCUUCAGACAUCCCUCCCCGCUGAGUGUGGGGGCUGCCUCUCAGGGUCAGCCCGUCACCGUGACCCUGGCACCUCUGCGGCUGCGUUCCCUGCUGCAACCAGGCCCAGGGCUCUGCCCCUUCAGAGACAACCGAGUUUCCACUGCAAGUCAUGUCCCAGCUGUGACUCCACCCCAAAACCAAAAAAAGGGCCCUUCAACAGGUCACUGGGGACACGGGGCCAUACAAGAAGGAAGCCCUGAUCACAGUCAUCCACAUCGCCCCAGGCUGCACUCAAAACACCGGGGAAGCUGUGCAGCCCCCUACCCUCCGCCGGCACACGAGAGCACCGGCAGGGCUCCGGUUCAUGCCCAGCAGAGACCUGCUGCCUGUAAAACCUUGGACCAGGGUGUGCGCCGCAGCCAGCUCUGGGAACAGCCCCCACCCCCGGUGCAGAGCCCCCCGGCUGCUGCCGGCACCAGGGCCGGCACACACGCAUUGGCAACGCUUUGCGAGUCACCCACCAAUUCCUGCCUGCCGCAAACAGGGGGCAACCCGUCUCCAUGUAUAUCUAUCGGGAUAGAUAUACACAGGCAUGCAGAGAGGCACCGGUCAGCUUUAUUUCAGCCAGCAACUAACUGCACACGCAACGCGGCAUUAAAACAGAAAAAUAAGUCA